UGGGUUGUUUAGAGUGGUGUUCUUACUUUAGUGAUGACGUCAUUCACGUGAUUGUAAAGAGUGGUGGUACGAUCGGGGUGCUAGAUGGAGGAUGAUCGGGUAACAGCGUCGAUGACCGCGGGCACAGCGAAGAAAGGGGGGGAGGAGGAGGGGAGUGGACCAGCCUCAGCAGGAGAAGCGGUGGAAGCGCUUUCGGAGGCGGCGACCUCUCUGCAGCCUGCGCUGGAUGAGGUGUUGUUGGCCCUUGAUGAUUUGAAAAGACGGCAUCCUCAUUGGAUGACCGAAUGCAACGCGAUCUGCAGUCUGAUCACGACGCUGGGGCCUCUGGUACAAGUCAUUGACAAGCACGCACUCAAGCAUGCCAAGUGGUUGUCGGAGUGGCAUCAUGUGUCUAAUGACUCAGUGUGGGAAUCCAGGGGCAAGGACCCCUCCUCCUCCCAUCCUCCCUCCCCGAGGCAACACCAGCAGCGGAAUCAGCAGAAUCAGCAGAAUCAGCAGCACCAGCACCAGCAACACGAUUUUCGUCAUCUUCUUCGAUCUACCCAGCAUCAACCCCAGCGGCAGACUUGGCCACUGAAGCAGCAGGCUCGGCAGCAACAGCAACAGCAACAGGUUUCGCUGCCGCAGCCACAGGGUCGGCAACACCAGGUGCAGCGCACUGAUGACAGUCAUCAGAGGGAAAGUGGGGGCAAUCUGUCGACAGCAGCUGCCGCUGCUGCCACUACUGCAGCGGCCGCAUCUGCGGCUGCAGAGGCCGCCGCGGCUGCUGCUACUGCUGCAGCUAUGGAGAUCGUCGUCACUGUUAGCAGGUUGAAGAAGCUGGCUGGAGAAGCUCGGGAUAUCGUGAAAAGUGCGCGAAGGAGAUGCGAGGGCUAUCAUGGACUUUUUCGACAGAACUGCCUGAGUAAGAGAUUACAGGGAACGAGGGCGAGGAUACAGUGUUUCGCUUUGGCAGCAGUACCUCUCGCAGAGCUGCUCGUUCUGCAGGUCAGCGAAGAGGAUGUCAGGACCUCGAGAGAAGGGUUGGUGAAACAACUGGAAACGUGCAAGGCUAUGUUGUCUGCCGCCGGUCAGGAGGGAGAGAGCGAGACUGCAAUCUCCCCCGCUUCGUACUUCACCGCUUCAGGGAUGGACAAUGAGCCCUCGGAUUGUCAAGAGAUGAAAGAGGCUGCGAGGCGGAUUCAGCGGCUGAUCUGCUUCAAGGACGACGUUCCGGAAUCAGAGUGGUCUAUCCUCUCCUCUAAAAACUCUGGCAUUCCUAGCCGCCCAAAUCGUAUCCAUAAGUACUCCUCUGCAGACUCCGGCUAUAUAGCCUAGGCCUGAAGGUUAGUUAAAACCUUGUGGGAGAAGCCCCAUGAGUAUCCAUGGAUCCGACCAUUCCAAAG
This is a messenger RNA of Chara braunii, 1385 nucleotides long. Lineage: Eukaryota; Viridiplantae; Streptophyta; Charophyceae; Charales; Characeae. The record is from the annotation of a GenBank genome assembly.